ACCGGUUGUCCCGAUCAAUUCUACGUCGCCACUACCACCACUACCAAUGCAUAAGGUGUUUUAUAAAUUGUUUACUGCGAAAAGUAGUACCGAGCAGACGAUACAGAAAUUAUAGAUAAUGCGUAUUUAGAUUAACAUAUAUUGCACUGUGAUUGCGUUGCACACCAGUGUGUAUUGAUAGUAUAAAAGAAAUUCACUUAGAUAAGCGGAAGGAUUGUUAAAGAAAUAUUGAAAGAAAGGUAAAGAUUAAAAAAAAAAAAAAAAAGAAAAAAAAGAAAAAGUGCAAUUCGGUUGAAAUCCAUGGCAGAAAGCAACGAAAUCGCGCUUGAUUCAAACGGUUGGCUCUGGGGAUGGUUUAGCUGGUCACGCUGUUCCUCAACCAUGUUAAGGACAGUAGAAAAAAAAAUAUUCUCAUAUCUUAAAACAGGGUAUAGAGGUUGGUAUGUUGAUAUUGGCCCAGUUGUGGGAGUUUCAGAUAAAAUUUGGACGAUAUCUCUUAAUCAAGACAGUCCAAAAACGCCAAUUGUUUUGCUACAUGGUCUCGGAGCUGGUGUAGCACUAUGGGUUUUAAAUCUUGAUACUCUGGCUAUGCAUAGACCCGUUUAUGCUAUAGAUUUAUUAGGAUUUGGUAGAAGUAGUAGACCAGUUUUCAGUAAACAAGCCGAAGAAGCUGAAAAUCAAUUAAUUAACUCGGUAGAAGAAUGGAGAAAAGAAAUGCAGUUAGAAAAGUUUGUUCUACUUGGGCAUUCGAUGGGUGGUUUUUUAGCUGCUUCGUACGCUAUUCAGUAUCCAAAGCGAGUUAAGCAUUUGAUACUUGCCGAUCCUUGGGGAUUUCUAGAAAAGCCCAACGACGUUGCCAAUAAAGUAGGAUUGCCUCUUUGGUUAAAAGCAUUAACAUACGUUGUUAUACCUCUUAAUCCAUUAUGGGCUGUUAGAUUCGCUGGACCAUUUGGUCAACGACUUAUUGAAACAAUACGUCCAGAUAUAGUAAAAAAAUUUGCUCCAUUUUUGAAAGACGAUCCCAGUAUCAUUUCACAAUAUAUACAUCAGUGUAACAUUCAAAAUCCGUCUGGAGAAAGCGCUUUUUAUGCAAUGAUGCAGGGCUUUGGAUGGGCGAAAAAUCCAAUCGUUAAAAGAAUUGAUAAAUUAGAUCCUCAAAUCUCUAUAACACUUCUGUAUGGUAGUAGGUCUUGGAUAGAUAAUUUAAAUGAUGAAACGAUAAAACAAAUUAGAUCAUCUUCAUAUGUUAAUGUUCAGAUAAUUAGUGGUGCUGGACAUCAUGUUUAUUUAGAUAAAUGUGAUACUUUUAAUAAAUAUGUGCUGGAAGCAUGUGCCUUAAACGAUACGAAUUCUAAACUUAUGUAUUCCACAAAUAAAGAAGAUUUAAAGUUAAUAGAGAAUGAUGAUGUAAAAAAUAAUGACAUUGUUAAAAAAAAAGGUGUUUAUAAUUAAGAUUGAGAAUUGAGACGACACGAACGAGAACAAAUUAAUAGUUAUUCUUAAAUUUUCUUUCAUUAAACACAAUUAUUUAUUAAAAUAAUAUAUACCUAUCUACGAACAGCAAGAUUUAAGUUGAAAAUGACAUUGUGCUACUUUUACAC
This is a messenger RNA of Ceratosolen solmsi marchali, 1601 nucleotides long. It is a transcript of the gene puml, whose product is annotated as pummelig. The transcript has 7 exons. The record is from RefSeq and is a predicted model, not a curated record. Bases 301 to 1452 code for a protein of 383 amino acids. Lineage: Eukaryota; Metazoa; Arthropoda; Insecta; Hymenoptera; Agaonidae. Gene Ontology annotation, cellular component: lipid droplet; mitochondrion. Gene Ontology annotation, molecular function: lysophosphatidic acid acyltransferase activity; carboxylic ester hydrolase activity. Gene Ontology annotation, biological process: phosphatidic acid biosynthetic process; lipid homeostasis.